AUGCGGAUGUCACGUGAGAAGGAACGGGGGUUGACUGCCCAACCGUCACUCCUUUUCUGGAGAGUGUGCUCCUAUUUUUUUUUCUGCCCUUUUGUGUCAGGGCACGGCGGGAUUGAGGGCCACCGUCCCACGAAAGUCUUUGCGCACAUACACACUCUCAUGCCACCGUCGCCCCCGAAUUCAGGAGUAAAAACAAAAUUCCUGCUGCUUUUUGCAUUGGCGCAAUUAUUUGUUUAUCAACUGACGCCAUUCUGUCCGGCGUGUCAAUUUGAUUGGAUUGUGUGGGAUUGCUCGCCGACGCCAUCAAACAAAACGGGCUGA
Trypanosoma cruzi is the source of this 321-nucleotide messenger RNA. RefSeq lists its product as uncharacterized. The transcript has a single exon. NCBI's taxonomy places the organism in Eukaryota, Euglenozoa, Kinetoplastea, Trypanosomatida, Trypanosomatidae. Bases 1 to 321 code for a protein of 106 amino acids. The record is from RefSeq and is a predicted model, not a curated record.